Blepharisma stoltei is the source of this 2833-nucleotide messenger RNA. Lineage: Eukaryota; Ciliophora; Heterotrichea; Heterotrichida; Blepharismidae. The record is from the annotation of a GenBank genome assembly.
AUGUCGCACGGCGAUUUGAUGAAAUCUUGAACUGAAUCAAGUUUUUGCUAUCGAAACCGAACUUUAUCUAAGAAUAACUCCUUAUCAAAACCCUCAGGACUUCGUUUCGAAAUCAAAUAUGCAAUCUUACCAGACUCAGUCAUGAGAAUUCCAGGUGGCAUAUCUUUUAAAGCUGGCAGUGCUUUUGAAGACCAACCCUUCUUAAAAGGAGAGAUUAUCAUGUACUCAACAACCGGAAAUCUUCAUACGUAUUUUGACGAAAUAAUUCCCAUUUACAAAAGAUUUCGGAUACCAACCUCUGAUGUUCUAGCUCCUCAUUUAACAACGAACCGUAUUUUGUUCACUGUUAAUUAGGAUUGAUAGUAAAAAAAUCCUUUAUUAAAUGUAGCUUAAGGAAAAAAGUUUGGUAAAAAACGUAACAUUUGCUCAUUAUUAAAUAGAGGGAUUAAAUGAAAAUCUUCUUUCAAGGGUCCCACACUCAUGUAUUUCUAUAAGCAACAAUUGUGUUAUCUGGGAGCACGCAAGUAAAAAAUAUGUUUUAAAUUUGAAUCCGUUCUCUAUAAAUUGUUAUUAUUUAGGGCAGCUUUACUUAACUGUAAACGGAAAUUCUUUAAUGAAUUUCGAACGAUAUCGGAAAAAAAAUGAAAAAAUAAUUGUUAAAAAUGCAAAAAAUAUUGGGGACUGUCCUAUGAAAAUUAUUGAUGCUACUGGGAUUUAUGAAGAAGUUGAUGGGGGGUUAAAAAUAGCUGAAGGUCUGUGAAGUGAGAAGUGAAAACAAUGGAUCGACCAUAAACCUAGAGGGCCAUGCAGUGUUGGGCUUGAUUUUGAGUUCGAAAAAGCCACUCAUCUAUUUGGACUAGCUGCACAUGCGAAUAGCUUAGCCUUACAAGAUACAGCUGAUGAAGCUCCAUAUAGGCUCUUUAAUUUUGACAAUUUUAUGUAUGAUUUAGGCUCCACAAAGCCAUUAUAUGGAUCAUCCACUUUUCUUUUAAGCAGAACAAAAAAUGAAGCUUCUGCAGGAAUAUUUUGGAUGAACAGUUCAGACACCUGGGUAGAUAUUUCCACUCAUGACUCAUAUAAGCGCACCCAUUGGAUGUCAGAAGCUGGCAUUAUGGAAUUCGUAUUAAUGGUUGAGCCUAGUCCAUUAAAAGUGAUAGAAUCGUUCACCAUGUUCACUGGGCCUCCUUCAUUUCCACCUCUUUAUUCUCUCGGCUAUCACCAAUCACGCUGGAAUUAUUCUCAAGCAGACGUAAAAGAAGUAUCCGAAGGCUUCGACAAGAACAAUAUUCCUCUAGACUCCAUUUGAACUGAUAUUGACUCUGUGGAUGAUUUUAAAUAUCUCACUUGGAACCAUAAGCUAUUCCCAAAUCCUAUUGAGAUCCAGGACUAUCUCAACUUAAAAGGAAGAAAAAUGUUUAUGAUUGCUGACCCUCAUGUAAAGAGAAGCUUCAAAUAUCCAAUCUAUGCUGAAGCCCACUCCAAAGGCUUAUUGGUAACUGAUAUUAAUGGCUACGAAUUCAUGGAAGACUGCUGGCCUGGAAAUGCAUGCUGGCUUGAUUUUUGUAAUAUAGAUACAAGAAAGUUAUGAGCUGAAUUCAUUGGAUUUAAUAAGCAUGAAGACUCAACCAGCUGCUUGAGCUUUUGAAAUGAUAUGAAUGAGCCAGCACUAUUUUUUGGACCUGAGAAAACACUGCCGAAAUGAACUCUGCAUGGAGAUUAUGAGCAUAGAGAAGUUCAUAAUCUUUAUGGGAUGUAUAUUCAAAGAGCAACAUACGAAGGAGCCUAUAAUAGAUCUUUAGGAAAAGAUAGGCCAUUUAUACUUGCAAGGGCUUUUUAUACUGGAAGUCAAAGAUAUGGAGCGAGGUGGACUGGAGAUAGCAGCGCUAUAUGGGAAUAUUUAGACUAUUCAGCUCCACUGAUGCUAUCUAUGGCUGUUUGCGGACUUUGCUUUACAGGUGGAGAUGUUGGUGGCUAUUUUUCAGAUCCUUGUCCGGAACUCUUUGUGAGAUGAUACCAGCUAGGAGCUUUUAUGCCCUUUUUUAGAUCGCAUAGUGACAAUUUAUCGAAAAGAAGAGAGCCUUGGAAAUUUGGGCAGCCUGCUUUAUCAUUAAUACGAGAAGCCAUACAAGACAGGUACAAGUUACUUCCAUACUGAUAUACUUUGUUUUAUCAAUACUGCUGCGAAGGAACUCCAGUCAUUUUGCCAAUGUUUGCUUUAUAUCCAGCAGAUGAUUUUUCAAUAACUCUUGAUAGACAGUUUCACAUAGGCCCUGCCUUGUUAGUUGUAUCAAUUAGUAAGCCUUUGCAGAAGAGCAUCUCUGUUUAUUUGCCAGAGGGAAGGUGAUAUGACUAUCAUACCUAUCAAGAAUGCGACCAUGGGAAUAUAUAUUACCAAACCUCAGAAUUUUGGAUUCCUUCUUUUAUUAAAGGGGGCCAUGCAAUACCUCGGCAAGAUACCCUAAGGUCAUGCUCGAGAGAUAUGUUUUAUGACGAUUACACCUGAAUAGUUGCUCUGGAUAGAAAUUUACAAAGUCAAGGACAAAUUUAUAUAGAUGAUACUUGUACUUAUCAAUAUAAAAGUGGCAAAUAUAUUUUUGCUACCAUGUCUUUUGCGAAUUUAUCAUUGAAAUAUCAAGUGCAUAAAGGUAUGAAUCUUCAUAAUUCGAUAUCAAAAAUAGUUAUACUGGGACUCUCAAAAAUUCCAGAGUCUAUUUUUGCAGAUGAUAGCAGCGAGGAAAAACUUUCUAUUCCUUUUUCUGUUUUAGAUGGUGUAAUCACUUUGAAAAAUUGCCCAUUUCAUAUUGAUGAGCCUUUUACUCUCAAUUUCUAUUAA